Leptidea sinapis is the source of this 5220-nucleotide messenger RNA. It is a transcript of the gene Pex23, whose product is annotated as tectonin beta-propeller repeat-containing protein. Gene Ontology annotation, molecular function: carbohydrate binding. Lineage: Eukaryota; Metazoa; Arthropoda; Insecta; Lepidoptera; Pieridae. The transcript is spliced from 6 exons. The record is from RefSeq and is a predicted model, not a curated record. Gene Ontology annotation, cellular component: membrane. Bases 262 to 4059 code for a protein of 1265 amino acids.
CUAAUUUCAGUACCUUAGUAUACAGUACCUACAUACUUUGGUUUUGGGUAUUGAAUAUUUCAAAGAAUAUUUUUCUUUAUCGACCGAGGAAUAUUUAAUACCUAUUUACUCUAAGUUUGGACUUGGUAGUGGAUAUUUAUUAUUUUUCAAAAACAUUUCAUGAUCAAUUGAGUAUUGAUCAACAUUGUUCGGUGAAGAAGAUACAUAAUUCAAUAAUGUCAAAAGAAUUUUCCAAAUAUUUCUAAGUAAUAAUAUUUUAAGAUGUCCAAUAACUCGCUCUUAUUUUCAAUUAACAAUGAAGGCAAAGUUUAUGCCCUUUCAACUAAUAGUUCUUGUUGGAGAGAGUUUAUGUAUUUAGGCUUAGAGUUCAAAACAUUGUCAGCUGUUCCACAUUUUUUGUGGGCAGUAGGAGGUGAUCGACAAAUUUACCUACACGUGCAUGGCUUAGAAAUACCAAUAAGAGUUAAAGAAGAAUCAUACGAAAAUGAACGGUGGCUUCCAUUAGAAGGAUUCAGUGGUAGGCUCUUGCCUACAGAUCGCUAUCACUUUUCUUCACAAGAUGGAACGAACGAUAGAUCAAUUGAUCGAAUUCGCCUACCGUCUAUGGCAUGGCAGUGGGAAGGGGAUUGGCAGCUAGAAUUAACCCUUGAUGGUCAACCAUUAGAUCACGAUGGAUGGAGCUAUGCCCUCGACUUUCCAGCUCAUUUUGGAUCUGUUAAGCAAUGGAAAUCUUGUGUUAGGAGGCGAAAGUGGAUUAGGUACAGAAAGUACAGUGCUAUGAACUCCUGGUGUGCAAUAGCACCUCUUCAUAAAGAUCCUACACAAGAGCCUUUUAUUGAUGUGAGUAUUGGAGGAGAUCAAAUUCCAUAUGCCAAUCCGGGUAUUCUCGCCGUCUGGGCUAUCACUGCUCAAGGCCGUGUAAUGUAUAGGUCUGGUGUAAGUACUACUUCUCCAGAAGGAUUGAAGUGGAUUAAUAUAAGUAUUCCUCCUAACUGUGAUUUAAAACAAAUUUCUGUUGGCACAACUGGCUUAGUAUGGGCCUUAUUGUGGUCUGGUAGAGCUAUAGUUCGAAAAGGUAUUACAAAAGAUUGUCCUACAGGUGAAGCCUGGUUGGAAGUAAAAUCACCAAGUGAAACUAAACUGACAGUGGUUUCUGUUGGACAUAAUGCAGUGUGGGCUGUUAGUUCUGACACAAGAGUUUGGUUUAGAAAAGGUAUUGAUGGAAAUGCUGCAGGAUCUUCUGAAUCAGCAGCAAUGGGAAGUGGCUGGAUGGAAAUUAAUGGAAAUAUGACUCAUAUAUCUGUUGGCAUUAAUGAUCAAGUAUUUGCAAUUGGUGAUUCUAAUAAAAGCAUAUAUUGGAGAAGUGGAAUCACUGCUGCAGAGUUGUCUGGAAAGAGAUGGAGGCAGAUACAGGCUAAUAUGCAAGUUAGUCGAACAUCAAGCUCAGCUAGCAUUAUAUCAUCAGCUUCUAAUUUAAAACACCAAAGUUUAAAUUUACUUAAUGAAAAUACAGUUGAACCAAAGUCUAACAUUAAUCUUAAAGAUUCUUGGGAAGAAUCUCAUUCAGCUCCAAUAGAGAAUACUUUACCCAUGAAGCCUACAAAAGAAAUUAAAAACAAAAGAAGUACAAACAUACUAAAUAUUGAUGUAAGUGGAAAGAGCUAUGAAACUACACUAAAAAAUCCUCGUGCCUGGAGUCCUGUCAGAAGUGUAGGGUCAGUUGUGGGAAUGGAAGCACAUCCUGAUAGUGAUAGUAGUGUCUUUGAUCUUGAUUCAGGCAUGUGUUUUGAUGAAGAGGUUAGUCAAACAGCAUGGGGUACUUGUGAUAUAGCCUGGACUUUUGCCGAAGCUGGAGCAUGUACAAUUGAUGCUGUUCAGCCACCAAACUGGUUUACAGACUCUCAAAAUUCACACAAUGCUGACAUUGUAGCUAAAUGGAGGUCUCAAAUAUUAGAAGACUUAAGAAAGAGAAAUACUUUAAACCUAGAUUUAUCUAAUUUUGGUGUAGCCAUUGAAGAAAGAGGUUGGACUCGCAGUUGUGAAGCCAGGUUAAUGAAUAAGAAUAACUCUUACGAUGAAUGCAUUAUCUCACUUUAUUGGCAUGCUUCUGAGAACACUGGAACUCUCUCUGUGUUUCAACCUGAUGGAACCAUUAAGUGCAUAUUCAAUCUUGGUGAAGUUACCAGCAUAACAACUGCUUCAGAACCUGGCUGCCCUAGGAUAUUAUUAACAAUUCCUAGCCAAAGUACUCAAAACAUCAGAAUUCAAUUUAUCUCUGAAAUGGAACAAGAGGAAUGGCUUAAUGUUCUUGUAGACAUAACAUCACAGAUUCAUUCCUUGAUGUCAAGAAGGCCUUCUGUCAGUUCAGUUUGGGCUAUAACAAGUUCAGGUGAUGUUCUGAAUUGGGAUCCUGCCCCUGUUCAAUUAUUGGCUGAGAAAAGUGGAAGUUUUAUGAAAGAAUUUCAAGUAUUUGGAAAAGAUAUCCAGAAGGGGUAUACAGCAAACUUGCAUAACAACUUUCCACCCGGUAGUACUUUACGAAUCACUGGAUGUCUGUAUGAUGAAAUAGAUAGGUUUCACAUAAACCUACAAGGACCAGAAGUACAAAAGCAUAGGCAUAGAACUGAAAGUGAAGUGAGUGAAGUCCCAUUUCAUUUUAAUAUGAGAUUUGAUGAAAAUGUUGUAGUUUGUAAUACAAAAAAGUCUGGUCAGUGGGGUGUUGAAGAACGCUAUUCUCUACCUUUAGCACCUGGUCAAGAGUUCAGUGUUAAAAUAAUCUGUGAUAAUAUUAGUUUUACCAUCAUUGUCAAUGAUAAUAAUUUUUGCUCAUUCAAACAUCGCUUGUGUCCAGAAACUAUUACUUCUGCUUAUGUUUUUGGACCAUUAAAAUUAUAUACAAUGGAAUAUUGUUCUACUAGUGUCAUCAUAGGACCAGAUGAAAUGUAUUGGCGGAUGAUGGGAGGUUAUUUGAGGAAAAUUGAAUCAUGUACUGAUGCAGUUGUAUGGGGCAUUUCUCAUGACCAUAGAGCAUGGGUAUACACUGGAGGGUGGGGUGGUGGGGCACUUAAAGGUAUAGAUGGUAAUGAUGGUUUACAUCCUAUGACUGACACACAAACAUAUUGUGUUUACGAAAACCAAAGAUGGAAUCCAUUGUCUGGGUACACAUCAAGUGGAUUACCUACAGACCGUUACAUGUGGAGUGAUAUAACAGGAAAGCACAAGAGGACUCGCGAGCACACAAAGUUACUUAAUCGACAUUGGCACUGGAUUUCAGAAUGGAUGACAGAUUAUAACACACCUGGUGGGGUAGACAACGAAGGAUGGCAGUAUGCAACAGAUUUCCCAGCACCUUAUCAUGGUAAAAAAAUAUUUACAGACUGUGUGCGCCGUCGGCGGUGGUACAGGAAGGCCCAAAUAAACACUGAAGGCCCAUGGGUUAGAGCAGGCUCUACGCCGCUACUUGACAUAUCACUUUGGUGUGGCACUCAUGAGAUAAGUGUUUGGGCAAUUACAAUGGGAGGUGAAGCCAUUUAUCGAACGGGGGUCACAGCUGCAACACCAGCGGGUCUUCACUGGGAGCACGUGAACAGCCCUCAGUCGUUUAUAGGUGUCAGCACUUGUAACAACGUAGUAUGGACAAUUGGAAGAAAAGGAGAAAUAUAUUACCGAGAUGGCGUAACAAAUGAACAUCCUUCUGGCACUAACUGGAGGCUGGUUGAAGCGCCGAAGUGCAGCUAUCCGUAUGGCCAGAAAUCUGGUGCUGGGGCGAAGUUGGUUUCACUGUGCUCCAAUGCAGCGUGGGUGCUUCUUACGAAUGGCAUGCUUGCUGUUAGAACAGAUGUGUCACAGAAAGAACCCGAGGGGGUGCAUUGGAAAUAUCUUUCAGAAAAUGAAUAUUUCAAGCAUGUGUCAUGUAUGGGACACGAGGUUUGGGCAGUGCGAAGUGACGGCUCCCUGCAGAGAAGACUCGGGGUCACUGCCGAUAAUGUUUCCGGAAUCGCCUGGCAGGAGAUCCUUAACGUUCCUUUGGUGCAUAUAUCAGUAAGGGGAUCCUCCUAGCAGAAGUCUUGAAUACCAUGACUCUCGUGUGUGAUCAAAUAUUCUGUUUUUCAUGUGCAGCAUAAUUGCAGUGAUUUUCAACUUUGUAUUGUAUAGUCUUGCGAAUUAUUAAUUGCGGUAAAUCUUAUUAUUUCCAAUUUUUGCACCAUUAUACUAAAUCUAACCAAAUUAUAAUGACAGAUGAAUGACUGACACCAACCUUUUUAAUCAACAAAAUUGCUUAUUGCUAUUGCUUAAGAAAUCGUCAUAAUGGAAUUAUUACAUAUUGUAAGUUAUGAAAAUGUAUGCAGGUGGAAAUACUAACGGAAGCGGGAAGAAGUGCGAGGUACUUAUAUAAUGAUUUAUAAAUAACAUUGUGAAUUGAACGACAUUGUUAAUUUUUUGCUAUUUUGUGGGAUAUUUUAGAAAUUAUUUUCUCAUAAAGGUUUUUGAUAUGAUACCUUAAUGAUAAACCUGUUUUGUGGUCAUUUUAAAAUACCGGUGUAUCUACUGUCCGGAUUCCGAUCACGGUCAAUGGAGUUUUAAUCAAUCGCUCAAUUAAAUCGACCGAACUUAAAUUAAUACCAAGAGAAUUGGAAAGAUUUGCUUUCAGCCGUUAUUGAUAUACCAGUGUUAUUAUUUUAAGGAAAACUAUAAUUGAAAGUAAUUUUAUGAGGCUGCAGCCUUACAUUGCUCAAUUGUUUUAAGUUUAAAUUAGUGCCUGUAUUGGCUAGCAGCUUUUCAACAAAAGGCAUUCAUUUAUCACUUUUUUUUUUUAUUCUGUACCACCAUUUUACCUCCUUUUAUUCCAAUACAUGGAUCAUCAUACAAUAAAUUAAGUGUAAGACACUAAAUCCUAAAUUAAUAUUCACAAUGUCGCACAAGCAAAGAACAUUAUAUUUAGGGAUAAACUACAUUUAGUUUUGUAAUUAUGAGCACAUUCCUUUAAAAAGUGAUAUAUUUAUUAUGCUUUUCAAUAUUUAUUAUUCCUAAUUAAGAUCUCGUAUGAUUUUCAGUGCAUUUAGACACUAUUAUUUAUUGUAAGUUUUAAGAUGUGUAUUACCAUAAUCUAGUCACUGUUAUUAAGUUUUAAUGUAAAAUAGUGAAUAUGUACCAAAAAUGCUAGUUUGUUUAGAGUUGAAUGAACUUUUAAAUGUAUUCCAAAUAUAAAAUUCUCGUGUA